UCCAGCUGUAGACCAUGAGAGCUGGAUGUUCGGUUUCUUCCGUCGAGGACAUAAGAGACCACUUGUGGAAGAAGACUUGUAUGAUGUUUUGCCGGAAGAGUCUGCAAGUGUGUUAGUGAGUAAACUCCAAAGGGAAUGGAAUAAAGAACUGGAAAAAAGUAAUUUCACAGGGAGGCCUCCGUCCCUCUGCUGGGCGUUAUUAAGAGCGUUUGGUGUGAAGUUCAUGUUAUAUGGUUUGCCCGCUUUCUUUCAGGAGGUCUUCUUGAAGAUGGCCCAGCCGGUGAUGUUGGCACGAUUGGUUCUUUACUUCUCCACGGACCUCGUAUCAACCACGGAGGCCUACUUGCAAGCCGCCGGUCUCUCCUUGUCUUCCCUAGGUCUUGCCGUCUUUCACCAUUGGUGUUUCUUCGGCUUCGCACGUAUGGGGAUGAGGCUCAGAACUGCUUGCUCGGCCCUUGUCUUCAGAAAGGCCCUGAAGCUCAGCAACAUUGCUCUCGGAGAGACCACAAUUGGUCAGCUGGUGAACAUCCUCUCCAAUGACGUCAACAGAUUCGAUAUGGCCUUUAACUUUGCACAUUAUUUGUGGAUAGCACCGUUCCAGCUGAUUGUGCUGUUCCUCCUAUGUUGGCGAGAGAUCGGAGUUUCCUGCCUGGCGGGGCUCUCCGUCUUGAUCUUGAUGGCGCCCUUGCAGUGUUACGCGGGGAAGCUGUUUUCUAAGUUGAGAUCCAAGACGGCCCUGUUGUCUGAUGCCAGACUCCGCAUCAUGAAUGAAGUGAUAUCAGGGAUGCGUGUCAUCAAGAUCUACGCCUGGGAACCAUCCUUUGGAAAACUAGUCGCUGAAAGCCGAAGCAAGGAGAUACACAAGAUACUGCACAGCUCCUAUUUACGCGCACUGAUCGACGGCCUGCUGUUCGAUUCUACCUUACUGACGACAUUUGUUACGUUCGUAGUCUACGCGUCGCUUGGCAACCCCGUGACGUCGUCUAAGGUAUUUGCGGUAGUCUCGUUGUUUUACGGCGCUCGACUCAGCCUGUCCUUAUUCUUCCCAUUGGGUGUGAUGAACGGGGCGGAGGGACUCGUCUCCAUCCACAGGAUUCAGAAAUUUCUACUUAUGGAAGAGCUUGAGAGAAACGCUGAUGAGGCCACUGUGGAUGUUACUGCCAAUGCUGGAUCGGAAAAGCCCGCAAUUCUCUUGGACGAGAUAAAAGCAAAUGGCGUCGUUGCUUUGAGGAAAGCUAAUGGUGAGAGCGCCGCGGAAGAUGUCACGGACGCCUCACAGCGCCUGGAAAAAGAAGCACGAACGAGCAGCGAAAACUAUCUGAUCCAAUCUGAGGGAGAUCAGGAGGUUGGAGAUUACGUUGGGCCUGCUGGGAUGGAGGAAGAUGACGAUCUUGACAAGCCCGAACCUUCCCUGAACACAGAAGACAAGAAAGGAAUUGUUGUGAAGAAUUUGUAUGGAUCUUGGAACAAGGUGUAUCUAACCCAUUCCACCUCAGAAGCUUUCCUCUCUCCCCCUUCAUAUCCUAUUACUCCAGCGAUAAGUAAUUGGUUUAUUUGGCACAACAUUUUUGCUGAUUUUCUCAACAUUUAGAU
Acanthaster planci (crown-of-thorns starfish) is the source of this 1593-nucleotide messenger RNA. RefSeq names its product ATP-binding cassette sub-family C member 4-like. The record is from RefSeq and is a predicted model, not a curated record. Gene Ontology annotation, biological process: monoatomic ion transport; transmembrane transport. Gene Ontology annotation, cellular component: plasma membrane. Gene Ontology annotation, molecular function: ABC-type transporter activity; chloride channel activity; ATP binding. NCBI's taxonomy places the organism in Eukaryota, Metazoa, Echinodermata, Asteroidea, Valvatida, Acanthasteridae.